Messenger RNA from Mytilus trossulus (common blue mussel), 3300 nucleotides. Its product is annotated as toll-like receptor 4. Gene Ontology annotation, molecular function: transmembrane signaling receptor activity. Gene Ontology annotation, biological process: immune response; toll-like receptor signaling pathway; inflammatory response. Lineage: Eukaryota; Metazoa; Mollusca; Bivalvia; Mytilida; Mytilidae. The record is from RefSeq and is a predicted model, not a curated record. Gene Ontology annotation, cellular component: plasma membrane. The coding region runs from base 14 to 1972 and encodes 652 amino acids. The transcript has a single exon.
GAUAUUUUCUGCCAUGAUAAAUCUUCAUUAUUUCCAUUGCAAUUAUGAAGGUUAUGUUAUACAUAACUAUACAUUUGAUACAUUUAAAAGGAUUCCAUUAAAUUAUCUAAGUAUCAAUGGCAGUAUACGGGAAAUAGAAAUCGAUACUUUCGCACCGUUAGAAGUACUUUCUAGUCUUAUUACGCGUGGUCAAAGAUUCUCGAAAUUAUCAAAUACAUUACAAGCUUUACACGUGUUUGAAAAUCGACAGAUGGAUGAAUUGGAUUUGAGCAAUAAUUUCAAAAGUUAUGGUGAAUACGUUAUUUCGGCUGAUCUAUUUGCAUAUAUCGGUAACAUAUGCGUAAAACGAUUAUCUUUAAGAGACAACGGUAUCAGGCUUAUAGAUGCAUCCGCCUUCCAGAAAAUGAAAUAUAGAAACUGUCUUGAGAAUUUAAAUUUAAGUGACAAUAAAUUUGAUUUUCACCAGGAAUAUAUCUUUCUAUAUUUCAAUUACUUUAUCAAUAUCAAGAGAAUAGACAUAUCUUCAAUUACUGGUAACUUUAUUCAAAAUAUUCAAAAACAAAAGAGUGACAGUUCUAGACGAACGAGAUACCAUGGUCUUAAAAUUGACACGCCAAAAGAUUACGCAAUAAGACUUCCUUCUUCUCUCGAAUUCUUUAACGCCUCCUUUUUAAUUGCCCAUGGUUUUGGCAUCAUAAACAGUAUAACUUUCAAGGGUAUCCCACAUUUAAAAAUAAUAGAUUUGACGUACACAUCACUUGCAGACUGCAAUUACACAUUCAAUGGACUUCAGAACGUGGUAAUACUUAAUGUUUCACAUUUCAAAUGCGAACUUUUAAAUCACAACCUUCUGCAAUCUGCCGUCAAUUUGGAACAGUUAAUAAUGCAAAGUUCUUCACUAAGUGUUGGUUUUAAAGAGGAUUACCAAGGUAAAUUCCUCGAAGGACUCAAACAUUUGCAGUAUAUAGACUUUUCAAGAAAUGCAUUCGAAGACCAGUUCAGAACUUCAACAUUUAAAAGUCAAUUUGACAGUUUACAAUGUUUGAUACUUGAAGGAAAUUUUUUCACAAGUAUUCCCUUGAAUCUAGAAGACUUGAACCGUCUUAGUUUCCUAAACAUCAGAAACAACAAAAUAGCGUAUUUGACAACUGAAGAAACUGACGCGAUUGAAGUGCUAUUUGAAAAAUCAAAUGAAACAAUGACAGUCUUAUUAGAGGGAAACCCCCUUGUUUGUACUUGUGCUUCAUUAGAUUUUGUUGAAUGGCUAUUUACUACAAAAAUAAAACUUGACAGCAAUGGUAGUUAUUCGUGCGUCGGAAACGAUGGAAAUAUUACAACAACAAAUAUCGUCUACAAUCACUUGCGAAUUUUGAGAAUAAGAUGUAUUACUACAGUAUGGUUAAUUUUUUCUGCAACUUUAUUCAGUGUUCUUCUUUUAUUCAUUCUAAUUGGAUAUCGUUACAAAUUGCACCUACAAUACUUUUGUUUAUUUAUCGGAAUGGCAAAUCCACUUUUCCGGAAGUCAAAAGAAGAAUCACUUGAAUAUGAUGCAUAUGUAGCUUAUUGCGAUGGAGACUAUAAAUGGGUAUAUGGACCUUUGCGCUUAUUUCUCGAAGAGAGACGGAAUUACAAACUUCUUUUGUUAGAUAGAGGAGAUGUCCUUGCUGGAGAACAUAGACUUUUUGCUUUAAACAAUUCAAUUCCAAAAUGCAAAAAGAUAAUCUUAGUGAUUUCAAAAGAGUUUGUUAACAAUGAUUGGGCAUACUAUGAAGCUACUGUCGGAAUUGAACAUUUUCUAGGAUUACAAGCAAGAAUAAUUGUUAUAAACCUGGAAAAUAUAACAAAAACAGAAAUACCGCAAUGUGUUCUUCAAAUGAUGGCAUUGGAUGCCAAUGACCACAUUCGUAAAACAGACACAUUUAAUGAAAAUAACAUUUUCUGGAAAUGUUUGGAUAAAGCCAUGGAACGGUAGUGAUAACAACUUUGUCAUUUAUAAAUGAUAAAAUUAUAAUACAAAACAAUUUUCAAAUUUAAACUUAUUCCAUUGAAUAUUCUGGGAUAUCUAAAUGAUUGAGCUUUGUUUUAGAAAAGAAUAAGAGAAAGACAUUAAUAUAUUACAUUUUGUUUAAGGUUCAUGUGGACCCUAUGACUAAAAUGGUCAUACUUUCACCUCACCUCUGGAAAACACCAACCCCUAAGAAAAACAAAUGUCGAAUAUUUUUUAAAUCAUUUUGAGUUAAAUUUUACAUUUAUUUGGAAGUAUAACUAUUAUUUAUCAAGUCACGAAAAAGGAAAGAGGAAGUACCAAAAUUCAAUGCAUCAAUCACCAACAUCAAAGUACCCAACGAAAAAGGAAAAGAGGAAGUACCAAAAUUCAAUGCAUCAAUCACCAAAAUCCAAGUACCUAACAAAAAGGGAAAAGAAGAAGUACCACAAUUCAACGCAUCAAUCACCAACAUUCAAGUACCCAACGAAAAAGGAAAAUAGGAAGUACCAUAAUUCAACGCAUCAAUCACCAAUAUUGAAGUACCCAACGUUAAAAAAUAAACAAACAUCACGUGACUGUCAUUAAAAAAUGUGAAACUAUUUUGUAAAAUAUGUUUUUGAUAUAAUUUCCUUGUACCGUGACGCAUGCAACCCAUGUGUAUUGUGUUCAAUAUAAAUUAAAUAUUCUAACAGGAUGUGACAACGUUGCAUGCAAUAGUAAAGUUUAUGUGCAUUUAAACGAUAACGGUUUUCUUUCAUUUUAAAUACCACUUCAAUAUACCCAAAUCUAUUUCGUAUAAAAUAACUUAUCUUAACAGGUAAAAGAAUUCGAAUAAAUCGAAAUAAAGAUAAGAAGGAGUGACACACUUUAAAUGCAUAAAUAAAUAAAACUUCUUCUAUUUAAAACUGUAACGGCUGUGUCUUUUUAUUAGAUCCAAGAGCACGUACUUUAAAUAACAAUCCACAUAUCAUUUGGAUUAUUUGAAGCAAUAUUCUAAAUAGCCAUUACUGUUUUUAUACUUGAAUUUAUAAUGAAACUGCAUUGUUUUGUGUAAAGGGAUGGGAAGGCAAAUAUUUGGCUUUGAGCGUUCCUGAUAAAGGUAAAUCAAGAAAAGCGCUUCGAACGCAUUAACUUAUUAAACGUGUUGGUUUCAUCUUUUGAUUUAAAAGUAAACCAUAAAAGGCCAAGACCCGCUUUUCUAUAUUUUUACUGUAAUGUAUAACAUGUAUAUGUAGAUUUUUUAAAUAGUUUGCUUACAAAAGAUUGAGUAAUUGUAGUUUAAGGAGUAUACAUUUGUACAUCAAUGAUACAAU